CGCGCUUCGGCCACCAUGGGAUGUACGCUGAGCGCCGAGGAGAGGGCCGCCUUGGAGAGGAGCAAAGCCAUCGAGAAGAACCUCAAGGAGGACGGCAUCACCGCCGCCAAGGAUGUCAAGCUGCUCCUGCUAGGGGCCGGGGAGUCCGGGAAAAGCACCAUUGUGAAGCAAAUGAAGAUCAUCCAUGAAGAUGGUUUCUCUGGAGAAGAUGUGAAGCAGUAUAAGCCCGUGGUCUAUAGUAACACUAUUCAGUCACUUGCAGCGAUCGUCCGUGCAAUGGACACCCUGGGCAUUGAAUAUGGUGACAAGGAGAGAAGGGCCGAUGCAAAGAUGGUGUGCGACGUCGUCAGUCGGAUGGAGGACACAGAGCCCUUCUCUCCAGAGCUGCUUUCAGCCAUGAUGAGACUUUGGGCAGACUCCGGCAUGCAGGAAUGCUUCAAUCGGUCCCGAGAAUAUCAGCUCAAUGACUCUGCUCAGUACUACCUAGACAGCUUAGAUCGAAUUGGAGCUGCUGACUACCAGCCAACAGAGCAAGAUAUCCUUCGAACCAGGGUCAAAACAACCGGCAUUGUAGAAACCCAUUUCACGUUCAAAAACCUCCACUUCAGGCUGUUUGAUGUUGGAGGUCAGAGAUCAGAACGUAAGAAAUGGAUCCACUGUUUUGAGGAUGUCACAGCAAUUAUUUUCUGUGUUGCACUGAGUGGGUAUGACCAGGUGCUGCAUGAAGAUGAAACCACGAACCGCAUGCAUGAAUCACUGAAGCUCUUUGAUAGUAUCUGUAACAACAAGUGGUUCACAGAUACAUCCAUCAUCCUCUUCCUCAACAAGAAGGACAUCUUUGAGGAGAAAAUCAAGAAAUCCCCAUUAACUAUCUGCUUUCCAGAUUACACAGGAGCCAGCUCCUUCACCGAAGCCGUGACUUACAUCCAGUUGCAGUACGAAAGCAAGAACAAGUCAUCCAACAAAGAGAUCUACACACACAUCACCUGUGCCACUGACACCAACAACAUCCAGUUUGUCUUUGAUGCUGUAACUGAUGUUAUCAUUGCCAACAAUUUGCGUGGAUGUGGACUGUACUAACCUCCUUCCCUGGUGUGCCCCCCCCCCCCCACUUCUCCCUCACCCUCUUGGAAAGCCUCCUCCUGGUCGAGUUGAUGGAUUCAUUUUCCUGCCUCACUCGCCUCCCCAAAUCCAUACAUCUCCCUUUGAGAUGGUAGUGUUCCCACAAGGUCCGUUUCCCAGCUCAGUACACCACUGGUGAAAAUUGCCUUGUGAACGUAAAUCAUUUUACUGCCGCGUCGGCAUUCACAGGGUAGUUCCGCCAUGAAUAGUUUGAGAGGGAAAUAGCUUAUUGGUCCUAUCAAAAUGGAGAGUGAGAAAGAGCAAAAGGAUUUCUUUUUCUGACUCCUCAAAGCUUGACAGACAAUUCUGCUUGCUUUCCCUCAUCUCCUUUCCUUGCUCUUCAGACUCUUCAUUGACUUUCUCUACUGUGCCUUUUCUGGAACGGAAGCCAGUAUAACAACCACAGUCUCACGUAUCCGCCGACCGGUCUUAGAGACCCGCUUUCUUUAUCCACAGUAUAAAAAUAGGCUAAAACCCACCUAUUCACGGGUUUGAGUGGCCAGAAAUGGCCUGGAAAUGACUUCCAGUGUCGUUUCUGGCUGCCAAUGCAAAGCCAUUUUGUGGCACUUAAAUUUUUUUUAAAAAUAAAUCCUGCAAUUUUUUGCAGAAAAUCAGAGGAAUUGGGGGUGGGGUGGGGGCAUUGCUGGAGACCCGGAGAGCAAGGAACAGUACUUUAUUUCUCUUAUUUCUGCCUCCUCCUGGCUUUUUUAGCCCUUUUUUGUUCUUGUUAGGAACCUAAACCCCACCCCAUUGACUCAAGGUUUUGUUAUUUGCUGUUUCCAUAUUCGUACCUAUAAGCAAGAACGGAACUCCGUGAAUAACAAGGGCCACCUGUAUUGCAACUAACAGAAUGGAGGCUCAAGAGAGCCCCUAAAAUCUAUAUAUUUAAACAGCCAGAAUGCUAAUUUUCUUAGAGCAACAAUCCAAAUCCUGAAGUAUUUGACAUCAAAAUGGCAAUUGGAGCACAACAAUAGUUUUAAAUGCAAAAGGGAAGUCCUGUGUGGUAAGUGUUCCCAUUUCCUUCACGUAUCUACCAGUUCCUCCAGAAGACACACAUCCUGACUCCACAUCUGGAGACACACGCUGACUCCAGUUUCUAUCCCAAAUGGAUACUAUACCGAUCAGUAGUAUGGCUUGGUUUGAGGUCUGAGGGUUGGCUGGUUGUUUUUUUAAUGUUACAAAUAAUUGGAUGUCUGAAGCAGUUGUGCUGAAGCUUUUCGGACAGGCCCAAUGAUAGGAGAAAUUACUAAAUAUUCUGAAAUAAGCUAGGGCAAGGGUUCCGGAACUCUGGUCCCCAAAUGUUGUUGGGCAGUGUCCCAAAGGCCACUGUGGCUGGGGAUUAUGGAGCUUGUAUGCUGCCUUGUCCCAUGCCCCUGGGGGGCCAUGAGGCAGCCCCCUUCCAGAACUGAUCCUUGUCUGCUUUGGCAGUGGCACCGCCAGCAGUCUCUCCUUCUCUCCUCGGGCUUCCUGCAGACUUUGCAAGAGUGUGGGCGGAGGCGUUCCUGGCCAAGCAUGCAAGGGUCAGCUCAGUCCUGCAGAGCUGCUUAGAGCUGCUUGUCGUCCUGUUGGCACCCCAAUAUUCUGCCACCUGAGGCAAUGGCCUUCCCUCGCCUCUUUGAAGAGCUGGCCCUGGUUGUAGUCCAGCAACACCUGGGGACCCAAAGGUGGGAACCCCGACUUAAGGUGUUCAAAGUGUCUUCCAGGGACCCUGGAGUUCCUCGGAAGCUUUUUGAGGCUCCUCAAUGAGAAGAUCAGCAAUGGCAGACACACUUCUCUUGGAGGACUCAUGUCUGCUGCUGCUGAUCUUUCUCUGCCAUGCAUGGCCACAGGAGGAGAUCUGCAAAGGGUGAUCCAGACUUGGGCCGGGUCCCAGAGCUGGGGCGGGCAGACCUGCCUUUUUAGCUAGUAAGCACCAUUAUACAGUGGCCUGAACCAGAGGUUCCCAAACUUGGGUCUCCAGGAGCUUUCCCAGAGAGCGGGCGUUACCACAGGUUUUCUGCCAGGCUUUACUGCGAAUUCAAAGUUGCCUAAAAAAGCCAAUGCAAGAAGUUGACUUUUUUCCUACCCCGGAUGGAAAUCGGGCUCUUUAACACACUAUGAAAGACCCGCAUUGUGUGUGAAGUGCUCCCCGAUCGCACGCAGUGACUUCAGGGGAAAUUUGGCCGAUACGGGAAUGCACCCCCUCCAUUCUGGAGCUGAUGCAAACUAAAAGCUGUUGUUGACCUGCAACUCCCAUCACCCCCAGCCACAAUAAAUGGAGAGCCAGGGUUUCCCACCCUGUGCCAGAAUCUACUCAGUUCACCCAGAGGUGCGCCUAGGUAGUUUUGGAGCCUGGACUGAAAGCCUUUGGAGCCCACCCACUUGCCGCUGCAAGUUAAUGAUCACCCCCUACACACACACACACAGAGUGACACACCAGUAUUUUUAACACCUGGGUUCUUGAGGGCACAAACAGCAACUGAACGCACAAGAAUGUAAGACAGGUAUAUUGAUGGAAAUCUGCAUGAGCAGGAACUUUUCAACUUGACGUCUUCCCACACCACCUCUUUCUUUCCGACUGCGUCUCUAAAGCAGAGGCCACACUUGCCUGCCUGACACAGGUCACAGUCAUGCUUGGCCGCCCAGCCCCCCAGCAUGGGCCAACAGCAUGGCAACCACAUUGCCUGGGACAGACUAAAGAGGACUUGGGGAUCCCGGCGGGGUGGAGGCACUGGACUUCAGCCCCCAAGUCCCGGGGUAAGAGCACCUCUGAGUUCACCUGUGGCAUCGAGGAGGCCCACCUGCCUUCGCCACCACUCUGUCCCAGUUGAUUGUGUGCUCUGAGACGUAUCCCAGAACUUUCUGAAGCACGCAGGGCUUUCAGGAUAGGAAACAGGUCCCUGAAGCAAGGAAGUCUAAGAACCACUGGCCUAAUAAUACAAUUGUGUUACUGAUAACAGUUUUUACCUCAAGCUUUAAUCACGGUUUUAGAUCUCCCUGUAGCAUCCCCCCAAUAACUCCUUUACAAGGCCUUCCUUGGGUUUUUUAGACGACAAUUCUCUUUUCUCUCCACUCGCCCCCCUUCAAAUAGGUCUGGGCUGUUCAUGGAUCACAGCCCUUGUGUCCUGAACCACAUUGUAGAAAUUGUACAGUGAUGCACAUAUCCUUGUCUGAUUGUAGGAGUGUGAGAGUAAAUCCCCCUUCUGUAAGAAGAGUGGAUGAGUGCAUGUGUGCAUGUUUAUAUGUAGUGUGCUCACACAUAAUGUGCUUGAGCCAAAAUCUGGGCCGAGUGUAGCUACCCUACAUGGCAUCAAUCCAUUCACAGUGUGGAGGAUGAGACACUUCACCACACACCUAAGGCAACAGGCGUGGUGUAAGCCCUCUGUGUGGAAGUCCAUAUGUGCAAUGGCCCAAUUAAUUCCCACCUUCUUUUUGGAAGGUGACGAACUGCACAAAUUUGGCCAUGUGCUUUCCAUGGACAGAGACUGUUGCCAGGGUAGGUGUCUGAACAUUUUUGUUCAUUUUUGCUGUACUGCCUGAAUGCCAUUAUACAGUUGAACGCAGAUCCUGAAGCUGGGAAGGACGCUUGGCCUACCCAGUUCAUGAUCAUCAGGACAGGCUCAUUGUCAACCACUAGGUAGCCCAAAGGGCCAGUUUAGGACUGAGAGGACUCUUUUGCUCAGCUCUCUGCUGCUACUUCGUCCACUGGCCUAUUCCAAGCUGGCUGAAAUGAAAAUCAUGACGUCUGCCUUCUCUACUGGGAGGGGAGAACAGAAACCCCAAGUAGCUGGCUGAGAAUAAAUGGCAUCACAAACAUUAGAGGGGAAAGUACAGGAAGCGUCAGGAAACAUGUGAAGUGUACUGCUGACAGCUUUUGUGGAAUUGUUCUCUCUCCUUCUUUCAGAGGAGGCAUUGAAUUUUGAGACUUCAAACACACACACACACACACACACACACACACACACCCCUCUGUCCGCCAUGAGUCACUGUAGGCCGGCAUCCAGCCAACACAAGUGACUUCCAGCCAGUUUUAUACCUGUAGGCCUACUGUGUUGUGCAAAAUAACAUUUUUACACUUAAAAAAAAAAAAAAAGACUGGAUCUGUAUUAUGAGAAAACUAGAAUACUCUCCCUGAAGUUUAGGUGUGCUACGCUUUUGCUUAAGGGGGAAUGACAGGGUGGCAAAUUAAACAGGAAUCUUGGUGAUACAUGGCAAACGUGCACCAAUCCUGUUCCUUGACGGCUUGCCAGGAAGCCGGGCUCAUGGGCAGGCCCAGAGUCUUGUGCCAGAAAGAGGCAAUGUGAGGGCAAAAGCAGAUUCGAACAGGAUGCCACAUAGGAUUUGAUCCCAGGCAGAGAGAGGCCAGGCCCAGGAAUACAGAUGGACAAAGGGCAUGCGAACGAGCCAAAUGGGCAGUGCAUGUGUAUUUGGCUCAGAGUAAGGCUGGUAGAGGAGAGGGCGCAGCAAGGAGGGGCAGGGGUCCAAGCAUAGCAAGGCUUUCCAAUCUUGCGUCCCCAGAUCUUGUUGGACUACAAUUCCCAGCAGCCCCAGCCACAAUCUGGCUGAUGGGAGUUGUAGUCCAACAACAUCUGGGGACCCAAGAGUCUGGCAACUCCUGCAGUAGAGCACAAUGAAAUAGGUUAUAGGGACAAAUUUAGGACAGAUUGGUACCUCUUUCCUCCUCCUCCUCCUCCUCCUCCUUUGUUUCUUGCAGUGGCUACUGGGAUCAUGGCAGCCAUCAAGAUAUGAAUGCAUUCCAACUUAUUGGAACUUUGUCUCAUUCCUGGAGCAUCAUGCAGUGCUGAGGAAUGAGUCCUGGGGCUUCUUCCAAGUGGGUUCUCCUUGUGGCUGCCCUGAACUUUCACUGCACCUUCAUUGAAACUAGCAGUGGUAUUCUGGCAGACAGCAGAGCGUUGCCAAUUCUGACUGAAGCUAUUCAUUGAGAUGUGCUUUCCCCAGUGUUUUUUCCAUUUUGUUCUCAUUAAAAUCUCCAGGAUUUCUUUUAGUGGUUGCCUGGAGAUGUAUACCAAUUUCUGUAGACCCUUGGCCAAUCUUGGAAAUACCAGAGGAGGGAGAGAUAUCAAACAAGAAGUGCCCCUCAAAGAAACAAGCCAUUUUUAUGCCAUUCUAAGGCAACUGAUCUUCUAUAGACCUAUAUAACUGGUAUAAUAGUAAUGCCUUAGAGACCUGUAUAAUAGUAAUUCCUUUCCUCUGCCCUUGGAACUGCUGUCCAGGGCAAGGAAGCUAGGGAUCAUGGGCAGAACUCUCAGCAACCUCGCCUACAGUACUUAGAAUUCUUGGGGUAGUUUUCCGUCCCCUCUUAAGAUUAAUAAUAACAGCCAUACAAAGGUGAGUCAUUCAGAAAUGGCUGUUGCACUUUUAUGCAGCAGAGCAUGUGGCCUUCUUAAAUUUGGCUUCCUCUGUGGUCUUAGCAAGCAAAAUGAUGAUGGAGAACGUGAAAGUAAGGAGAAUAAAGGAAAAGGGAAGGUCAGCCAGAGACAAGAAAAUUCAUUGGAACAUAGGAAGCUGCCUGUAGAGGCUUAAAGCCUUUGUCUCAGAGCAAGCUCAUGCAGGUGCGGAGGGAGGCCAGUGGCACCUGGGUUCUGCCCACUGCCAUGGCCCCCUAGCCCCACAUCUUGUGUCAGUGUCUGAAGUAGAGAGUGAUUAGACACACACACACCCUCUGUCUGACUUCAGGCAUGGUUUAGCUCCCAUUUGGUUUUGCUCCCAAACGGGGCCACGGGGCCCUGUUUGGGAGAUAAACCACACCCCCAUGUCUGACUUUGGAUGCAGGGUGUGUGUCUGGGGCAGGAGGCACAGCCUCUGUGGGGUGGUGGCCUGGGUUUUUUGAAUCUGUUCGCUCAAUGGUGGCUCUUCCCCUGAGUUCACGUGAGGGGAAGAAAAAUGCUGAAUCAUCCCUGCAGAGCUGCCUAGCUCGGCUUCUCCUACAACAUCUCUGUAAUUUUUGCUAGGUUCAAAAGGCUGCUGCAGCCACCCGCUUAUUGACAGAGCUUAAAUUACCCUCACUCUGAGGCUUGGGGUGGAAUCCCAGGGAAACUCUCUUUCCUUUGCUGUUGGAAAAGUUCAAAAAUCUUUCAGAUGUAUGUCCACACGUGGUGAGAAAACUGAUAGCUGUUGACCGCCUGAGGCAUGUUUGCACCAGAGUAAAAAACCCCUUUUCAGCCCCCACUUUCUCCUGAGUUAAAACCCCACUCAGAGAAGCUUGUAAAAGAAAAGAACAAAAAGAAUAACAGUUUUAUUCAAAUGCGACAGACUGCUUUCUUCUGAGGCUUUCUCAGCUUUUAGUUACAGGUAAAAAUACUCAGUAGGUCACAAGAUUACUUCAGAAAGCACCCCGAGUGAUCUUGGGGCAUCAUGCUUUAAAAAUCGUGGUUACCCAGUUGUAAGGAACAGGUAUGAAGGAAAAUACAAAAGCACAAUUAAAAGCUUACAGAGUCUUUUGCAAUGCCCUGGCUGGAUGGGCGAAGGCUAGUGUUUCUUAGGUUAAUUAAGUUACAAGUAAACAAUAACAGAACAGUAUCAGGAAUAUGCAAAACACACACAAAAGCAAUUGAAAGUCUAAUGCAAAGUCUGACUAAACAAACUUUCCCCUAGACUAAAUUCCCUGAAUCCUAAGCCCUGGCUUCCUUGUCUUGAACUCCCAAACUCUGGUUGAAAAUUCGAGCUUCCUGCCCUCCUGGCUUCCCAGGACCUGCAGAGACAUUUUCCUGUAGCCAGUUCUCACAGUCACAUGUCCUCUCUACACCCCCAGCCAGCUUCCCCUAACAAAGAACUCCUUCUUCCUCCCAGUGGCUCUCUACGUCCCACCCACCUGGUGUGUUGAUUGGCUGAGCUUUGGAGUUCACCAGCCUGUCAGUCAGGACAGGGUUCCCUUUCGGUUAACUCUUUAGGGGAGGGGUGGCUCAUCACUACACUGUCUUAUACCAAGUCAGACCUUUGGUCCAUUUGUCUCAAUAUUGUCUACAGUGGCUAUUCCAGUGGGAUUUUUGCCCAGUCCAACCAGGAACAUUUUCAGACAGCAGGCUUUACCACAGGUUUACCACAAGGCUUUACUGUGAGUUCGGGGCAUAACAGAUACUCGGGUGGAAAAAGAGGAUUUUUAACCCCGGACAUAAAUCGGGCUAGGUACCAAUUUGGAGGGGGAAACCCAAAUUGUGUGUGAAGCGCUCUCUGAAAUAUUGAAUGGACUUCAGGGUAAAUCUGGCCAAUGCACACCCACCCUCUCAAAGUAAAGUUGCUAUAAAGUUGCCAUAUGAAAAAGUUCCUGGAGGACUUCCUCCAGAGAUUGAACCUAAGACCUUCUGCAUGCAAAGCAGAUGCUUUACCAAUGAGUUAUGUGGGAAGAUCUCUGGAAUCAAGUACAGAAAUGAAACAAGUAGGGUAUUCGAUAUUAGAUAAAUGUCAAAUCAAAACUGAGCUGAAGAUAAAUUGAAUGUGACAUUCCAAAAGACCUGAAGUUUUUAUUCUGAGUGGUGACUGGUGGGAUCUGGAUUUGGGAAUGCAAAAUAGUACUUUUGUUUUGUGAAAUUGGCUAGCAACUCAAGGGUCUGUACAAGUAUGGAUUCUGGAUGGAAAACAAGGUCCAAAUCUCAUUGCCCAGCAUAAUAACUGGGCACCCAAAGUAAAUAAUGGAUUCAGUAAACCAGACCUCAUUCUUUGAAUUUUGUCAUACUUCAUAGCUUCCAGUAUUAAUGUAUCAGAUUCCAAAUGCAGGUGGCAUUUUAUUUCUAUCAUAGUAGAACCUGUGGAGAAUUGCUGGGAAGAAAAAGGGGUUAUGCCAUUUGACCAUACAAUGAAACUGAGUUUAGUUUAUAAUGGUUAGUUGUGCUUCUCUUGAGUGAGGCUUGUACAAUGGCUUUUUGUAUCAGCCUGAUAUGUGCUCUGAUACUAGAUCUAAGACCUGGGAGCUGAAAUUUUGAAAUAAUAAAAAUGUGACAAAUAUAUCAAAUUUCACAAUUUGGAUUUUGAUUCCGAAAUCUGACAUCAGGAUCCAAAAUUCAGGUGUUUGGGGGCAUUUACACCUAUUUCCUGAUUUUGUUAGAUGAAUGAAUGGUGUCUAGUCCAAAAUUCGCUAAAUGCUCUUGCAAAUCGCAUCCAAAGGGAUGCUGGAUACUGAAUGGUUUAUGAAUAUUUUUUGGAAAGUUGCAUAUCCAAAAGAUAUUUGGAGAAUACUCAUAUUUACUUUUCCAGAGAAGGGGUUUUGGUAGUAAGUCCAUAUCUGAUACUCUCCUGGAUCAGAAGUGGAUGUGAAAUAGGUUGAUAAUAUCUGGGUUUGUAUGCUUCUCUGGGACCAUGGGAUUCUCUGGGAGUCAAAAUCUUUUACCAGGCACAGAGUGUAGACUAUCCUCUUGGCAAAUGGGCGGAGAGGGGAGGCGUGUCUUUCUUCAGCAUCACAGGAAGUUUCCAGUGACAACAGUGUCAUAUUCUGUAGGCAUGCAGUCAACUGGGGAGCAGCAAUUAUGCUACUGUGUGUAGAAUCCUAGGGAACGAGUCAUGGUCUGCAAGGACAAGGCAGUGGAGUGGAAUCAGGAAUAUUCAUAGUGGAAUAUUCAUAGUGAAAUAGCUAUUCUGCAGAGAGGCAAGUGCAGACUGCCUUUUCCAUGCUCUUGCUGCUGGCUGUUUGUUAGCCCCACCUCUACUCUAGGAGUAGAAUACAGGUAACUAAAGCCCCAUUCAAAAGCUGGCUGGGCUCAUGGAAUGGAUUGCCAAAAAACAUUACACUGUGAACCCCCUUUACACAUCAGAAUUUGCUUCUUUAAAAAAAAAAAACGCUCUGAAGAAAGAUGAACUAUUCACAGAAUGGUGCAGCAUUCCCUUGGGAAGUGUCCUAUUUUUAUUUUUAUUUUUAUUUUUAAUUAAUGUGUGUGGACAGAGUGAGACAAAUGUAAAGCAAUGGUGCAUUUAUUGUCUAAAACCCGAUUGUGUAGAAAGAUGCUAAGAAUCACUGAAGGAAGGCAAGAGGAACAAGUUGAAGGUUGGGGCAAGUGUGGGGAAUCAAAGUCUGCAUUCCCAGGGGAAAGGAGAAGGUUGGAGAUGAAUUGUAUGGAAGGGGGAAUCGGUGGAUGUUCUAGGAAGUGCUGAGUCUAAAAGCACAUGCACGCUAGGGUCGUAGUUCAGUGAUCAAGCUGUGAGCCAGCAAUUCCCCUGUUCAAAUCUCACCUCUGUCAUGGCUUUUAGAUGCACAGCUUUAGCCUCCUAGCUGUUGUUGGGCGACAACUCGGGAGCUGAUGUCCAGUGACAGCUGGGGGACCAAAGUUGUCCAGCUCUGGAAUAUGGGGCCGAGAGGUGGGGCACAAAUAUACCGGCCUACUUUGCUGUUGUAAGGAUUACUGAGAAAAUGUGUGUGGACAUUCCACAAUGCAAUGUCUGCUAUCACACAGGAAGGUGUGUGGAGCACAAAUCCUUUCCUUCCAGCAUUCUUUCACUUGAAUAUGACUAAUCUGGGGAGUUAAAGAGCAGUGAAUAGGUUGGAUUUUUCUUGAAUUGUUUCCAAAGCACAGUGAGGCUCCUUGUCCAUGUUAGUUUAACAAGAAGAAAUGUACUAAUUACCCAGGUGAUGCAGUGAAACCCAGGUGUGUUUCCGUAUUCUUAAAACAGAGCCAAAGCAGCAACAUAAUUCCUCACUUUAUCAUUGCCAUCUGCAGGGACAGGGAAGCCUGUUGACAGCAACACCUUCCUUUUUCCCCCCCAUUGCAAGCACUGGGCAUUCUCUUUCCUCACCGUAGCAAUACAUCAGUAUUUAGCAUCAAAGUUCCCUGCUGUAAUAGCAGCUGGCGUUUUAAACACACAUAUCUUCUCCAGCAUUGAAAUACCCCAUGAUACUCAAGUAAGGGCUGUAGAUAGUCCCUGCUGUUUAAAAACGGUUAACUUUCUGCAGCCUGGCAAUCCUAAUUCUGCAAUCCAAAUUCUUCACCAAGAAAAGCUGGAUUCUGCAAACUGACAUUAUUGCUCUUAAUUUGCAUAAUAGUAUAUUUUGAUUUUUAAAAAAAUAUAUAUUGCAUAAUUUAUUCCAUUAUGGGGAGGGACAAGAACAAUGAACCUGCGCCCCCAACUAGUGGAAAUCUUAUUCAGCCAUCUCUCUAGCUUCUGAGAAUACAGCAGCAAUUGCCCAGAUACACUUACAUGUACAUCUGUGCAUCCACAGGGACUAGAAACUUACUUUUUGGGGGGGAAAGUUGAGGUUUUGGGGCAGCUGGGUUCUUUGCCCAUUGCCACUUUCUGUGCUCUGGCAGAAUUGGGACCUACACGAAGUCCUUUCUGUGUGCCCUGUAUUCACAAGUAACAAUUCUGACAUCAUGAUUGUACACAACUGAAAUAUUAGUUCCCUCCACUGCACUGAUCUCCCAGUAACAAAACAUUGGUUUGAUAAAUUGAUUAUUGACAAAUUGAUUAUUUGGAUUUGUAGCAAACAUGUUUGUCAUGUAAACAUUGGUGCUUGCAGCACUAAAAAACCCUAACGUGGAAGGAACCAGAGAAUUCCAAGCUUAAAAGAAAUAAAGUCUUAUCUCUUCUGCAGGGCAAAAGGCUUUAACAAUAACCUCUGAACAUUGUACAGAACUCUGCAGCUUUUAAAUGCCUUCUUUGAGAAACUUAGGAUAGCCUGCCUCUCUCUCUCUCUCUCUCUCUCAACAACUUUUCAAUUUUAAAGUACAGUAUUGCAUUCUUAAUGUCAUGAAACAUUUGCAAUACAAAGAAGGUUAACUAAGCCAGAGAUAAAAUGACAUUAAAAUGGAACAUAGUAACAUUGUAAAACUUUUCUAAAAGCAUGCCAGUUGGAAUUGCAACUUUAGGCUGGUGAAGUGGUUAAGAGCGCAAGCUGUGAGUCAGGGAGGCUGCAGUUGAAAAUUCAGCUCAGCAACGGACUUGUUGGGUACAGGCAUCUGUACCUAACUGAAGCAUAGGGUCUGUAGUCCAACAACAUCUGGAGACCCAAGUUUAAGGAUGUCACCUGGGCUGUGCUAGUAAAACAAUGUUUUACUGCAUUGCAUAUUAUUACACAUUUUGCAACUAUUUUUUAACCAACAGCCUGGAUUUAUCCAUUUAACAACAGUUCAGUAAGACUCUAAACAGGCAGUCACUGAAACAGAAAUCAGGCCAGAUUCAAGUCACAUGUCCAGGUUGGAAGCAGUCUGGCUUCAUGCCUCCAAUUUGACAUCUUUUACACAGAACCGCAUUGGCUGUAGAAUGCCAGGUAUCAAGUCUUACUUCCCUAUUUAUAUUUGUCUGUAGUUUUUUAAAAAAAUCAAUAAAUUUAGAAUGCACGUCUACAAUGUUCAGUAUAUUUAGAAUAGGAAAGCGAGCACCCCCUCUUCUUCACACACACCCUUAUGGCCACUCAUGAUGGGGGAGACCUGGCUCGGUAGCAGGACAUAUGAAAGGGACCUAGCUGUUGAACACAAAUUGAACAUGAGCCAACAGUGUGAUGCAGCUGCUAAAAGAGCGAAUGCAAUCCUGGCUGCAUUAACAGAGGAAUGUUCAGAUUAUGAAAAAUAAUCACUCCACUCUAUUCUGCACUGGUCAGACUUCACUUUGAAUCCUGUGUCCUGUUUGUGACCCCCCACAAUUUGAGAUGUACCUUCAAAAACAGGGAUGGGUUCAGAGGAUGGUGACAAAGAUGGUGAGGGGUCUGGAAACCAAAUCCGGUGAGGAACAGUUGAAGGAGGGGGUACGUUUAGCCUGGAGAAGAGAAGAAUAAGGGGAGAUAGGAUAGCUCUCUUCAAAUAUCUGAUGGGCUGUCCCAUAGAAGAAGCAGGCUUGCUCUCUGUUGCUCCUGAGGGCAGGACUGGAACCAACGGGUUGAAAUUUCAAGAAUGUAAAUUCAGGCUAGAAAUUCAGAGGAACUUCCUAAUUGUGAUAGCUGUUUGUCAGUGGAACAGCCUGCCUCAUGCAGUGGCUGGGCUCUUCUUUGCUAGAGGUUUUCAAACAGAAAGCCAUCUGUUGGGGAGGCUGGAGCAGUUUCCUGUGCUGAGCAGCGAGGUGGACUAGAACAAGGAUUCUCAACUUUGGGUCCCCAGAUGUUAUUGGACUUCAACUCCCAUAAUCCCCAGCCCCAGUGGCCUUUGGUUGGGGAUUAUGGGAGUUGAAGUCCAAUAACAUCUGGGGACCCAAUGUUGAGAAUCCCUGGGCUAGAAGACCCCUGAGGUCCCUUCCAACUCUAAAAUGCUAUGAGUCUAUGACUAAAUAAAAAGGGAAAUGCCUUCGUGUCUUGUUCUGUGGUGUAGAAAACCUUAAGCAUAUCCACAUGAGCAUAUUUGCAGGUCUCCGAUAUGCUCACUUUAGAGGUUCUACUUCCCUUGGUCCCCACAUCAGUACUGCAAGUAGGGUGGGGAGUUCUCACUGAUGCAGAAGGACAAAAUAGGGAACACAAUCAUGCUAUCCUGACAUUUAAAUAAUGUUCGCCAUCUUCCGUAUCCCCAAAAUCUGACCAUGCAGCCUGCUGGAUUUUUGCCUCAGCCAGCUUUUUGCCAAUUUGCUGACUUCAACUCUCUCGAGGACCAUCUUUGUUACCUCAUCUCAGUCCAGACACUAGGCCUGUCUCUAGAUCUGUUUUAGGGGUGACUGCCCUCUCACUUCCCUCUUUGCUGUCUCACGGGCACAUCCUUUGUCGCUCUUUCUGCUCUCUUCCUUGGAAGAGCACUGCUGGUCCUUGCAGUUCUUGUUGGCCAACUGCCCUUUCAUUCGGCCGUCUUAGGUCAGACUCCAUUUCAAUCUCAUCGGAAACCUGAUAUUGAUUAAGCCUUUAUCCCAGCGUACCCAUUUCUUACCUAAAUCACCACCUACACUGGGGGAAGCCAGAGAUCCAGUUGAUGCACCCAAUGCAGUCAGCGUGCAUUGGGUAGAGCGUCAGCUUUAGAACUACUCAUUGCCUUGGUGCUAGCAGUGAUGCACAUUCCUCCCAAGAGGUGUCAUUAGGGGGUGUCCCAUGGGACAUUGGCCCCCAAUGAAUGGCUUAGCACCCCCAAUCUCAUCAGCCACUUCUUUCUCAAAUGUGUGGCCGGGGCGGGGGGGUUGCCUGUGCUGUUUCUGCUGCUUCAGAGGCAACCUUUGCUUCUCAUCUCUGUCUCCUCCCUAAAAGGUGUUGUGCUAGGGACAAGACAGAUACUUUAGCCCCCAAGACACCACUUGUCUCUUCCAAUUUCCAUUUGGGGAGGAGUCAGAUGUCAUUAUUCGGCGGCGGUGGGGGAGGGACAGGACAUGAUUGAACUGAAUUAUUAAAAGGAGGGCUGUGGUCACAGGCCCUGAUCUUUUAAGUCAAUGCCCCAUUCCUGUCCACAACAAAAAAUGUUGUCAGCUGUUUUGAUGCAUUCUGGAAGAACGUUGCAGUUGAAAUGCACAUCCCGAUCCUUUGGCCAACUUCCUGACUAACGGCACACUUGCAGGAUGUUGUGCUUGCACUAGGAGAGCUGGUCUUGAGGUAGCAAGCAUGAAUUGUUCCCUUUGCUAAGCAGGCUAUGCCCUGGUUUGCAUUAGAUGGGAGACUACCUGUGUGAGCCCUAUAAGAUAUUCUCCGGAGGAGAUGGAGCCACUCUGGGAAGAGCACCUGCCUGCUUGCAUGCAGAAGGUUCCAAAUCCCCUCACUGGAAGCAUCUCCAAGACAGAGCUGAGAGAGACACCUGCCUUUAACCUUGGAGAAGUCGCUGCCGGUCUGUGGAGACAAUUCUGAGCUAGAUGGACCAAGGGUCUGACUCGCCAGGAGGCAACUUCCUAGGUUCCAAAGGAUGUUGCACUGGUGAGUUCCACUACAUCGGGAGCUUGUUUUCCAGAUGAGCAUUGCACUAGCAUAAUGCGUGACUGCCUUAAGGACAUCCUUUGCAUAAUGCGUGGCCGCCUUAAGGACAUACUUUGCACAAGGAUGUCGUGCAAAGAAAGGAGCAUCUGCUUGGGACCAAUCCCUGCACUAGCAGUAGACAUUGACAAGCCACACAACACCCGUUGCCCAACCCUGUGUAUGGCCUGGAGGAGGUCUUCCACUAGCAGUUGUGCAACAUCAUGGGACACCACAGCAGCCCCCACCUGCAUGGAGCCUAAGAAACGAUGAGUCAUAGGCCCAUGCCUAUGACUCAGCAAGGGGGGUUCAAUGGAACCAGACUCACAUCCCCCCCAUGGUGGCUGCCAUCUUGACAACAAAGGAACAAAGCUGCACUCGCCUAGGAAGGUUGCCGAGUUGUGCAAAGUUGUGGUGUUCCAUGACGUUGCACAACCGCUAGUGGAAGACAUACUCUAGGACUUGCACAUGACUGCCCCCAAAGGGCACACAAUCACAAGAUAACGUAGGGUAGACACCAGCAACAGCCACUGCAGGGCUGGGACUAGAUAGGGCCAGGUGCUCUCCCCCUACUAGAUGUAAGAGAAUCACCACUUUGAUAGAGGCCCUUUUGCUCAGUCAGCAAGGGGAUGCAAGCAGAUGCUCUGCUCAUGAGCUUUGGCCUCCUUCCUCUCAAGGGAAUAUCUUUCAGCAGACAGCAUCCGCAUGUAGUCCCCCACCCAACUGUAAACCUUACUGAGCAGAGGGGUCAAUACUACCUCAAGGCUGUCGUCCAACAAUAUCGGAGACCAGAGUGUGAGAACGCCUGCACUAGUCAGUUGCUGGUGGGGAGGAAGGACUAGGAAGGGGCGCAGAGAUCCAGCCCCUCCUCCUCCGUUGCCCUGCCCAGAUGCCUAAUUGACAUGUUGUCCAUCAGUUUUCUGACCCAAGCCAGUCAGACUGAGUGAAGAACUGCAUAUUUAGCUGGCCUUUGCUGCCAUGGUGCCUCGCCGGCUAGGGGAAGCUUUCUUAACCUUGGGUGCCCAGAUGUUGGGCACCCAUCAUCUCCAUGCCACAAAGGCCAUGCCUGGGGGUGAUGGGAAUUGUAGUCCAACAACAUCUGGGCACCAGUGUUCUCUCUAAUUUCGUGGGGGGGGGAUGGAUUUGUUCUGGGCAGGAGUAUCAAGGCACUGUGUGCACACCUACAUUCAGAGUGGGGCCUUCCUGAUUCAGUCUGAGUGGGAUCUAAAAUUAACUGAGUGGACAUUAAAAAAAAAACUUGUGAGCACGCACAUGUGCACAAGCCAAAAAGGGAACCCUGUUGAGCACCCAAGGUUAAGAAACUCGGGGCUAGGAAUAACCCAACGCAGAAACCUGGGUUUUGCAUUAAAGCCAUCAAGUUCAUUAGGCUUCUAUUUCUAUCUCACUUAUUUUUCCUGCAAUAGCUGUUCACACACACACACACACACACACACACACACACACAUUUUUGACAGGUCACUGACACUUGCGAAAUCCUCCCUUUUCUUUGCCAGUUAGUUGCAGAAUCGGUUUCCCCCCCUUUUGCAUGUUUGAUUGGCCUGAACUGUAUUAACUGUCGUUGUAUGGAGUGUGAAUGUGACAGUGUGUUGGUUUAAUAGCUCUUUUACUUCUUAUUGUAAUAAUUUAUUGGUUGUCAGCCCUGUAAUUUAUUAGUUACCAAAUGUUAAUAAAGUGCCAGCUCUUUUCUAG
Messenger RNA from Hemicordylus capensis (graceful crag lizard), 16597 nucleotides. RefSeq names its product G protein subunit alpha o1 (gene GNAO1). NCBI's taxonomy places the organism in Eukaryota, Metazoa, Chordata, Lepidosauria, Squamata, Cordylidae. The record is from RefSeq and is a predicted model, not a curated record. Gene Ontology annotation, molecular function: corticotropin-releasing hormone receptor 1 binding; G protein-coupled serotonin receptor binding; mu-type opioid receptor binding. The coding region runs from base 16 to 1080 and encodes 354 amino acids. Gene Ontology annotation, cellular component: heterotrimeric G-protein complex. The transcript is spliced from 8 exons. Gene Ontology annotation, biological process: adenylate cyclase-modulating G protein-coupled receptor signaling pathway; G protein-coupled dopamine receptor signaling pathway.